ACUGUCACUUUAGGAAUAUUAUUCCAAUGAAUUAUAUGUAGGGCACGCGUUAAAAUUGUAAGUAUUAAACCUGAACUAAACAUGCUUGUACGCUCUGUUGUAAGCUGCAUUUCGCAAGUGUUCGCGAGGUCUUUCACGUCCUCAUUUGGCAAUGGACUGAUGCAAAAGAUUGUAAGCUACCAUAUCCUCAUUAGGCGUGUUGCUUGCGACCAUAGGAAUGACAAUAAUGAUGUCGCGCAAAAUGAGACCAAACUUGCAAUGGAUAACCUCACGGCUGUUUUAUACGGCAUCGAUGACAUGCGCUUGGAGCAACGGCCAAUACCCGAUAUUUCCCCAGAAGAAGUUUUGAUCGCAAUGGAUAGCGUCGGAAUUUGUGGGUCAGAUGUGCAUUAUUUGACUAAAGGUCGUAUCGGCCACUUUGUGGUGACCAAGCCCAUGGUAAUCGGCCACGAAAGCGCAGGUGUGGUUGCCAAAGUGGGCAGCAAAGUUAAGAAUCUGACUGUAGGAGACCGAGUUGCCAUUGAGCCGGGAGUUCCUUGCUACAAAUGCGAUCAUUGCAAGCAAGGCAGCUACAAUCUGUGUCCCGAUAUGGUAUUCUGUGCCACGCCCCCUUACGAUGGUAACCUGACCCGAUACUAUAAGCACGCAGCGGACUUUUGCUUUAAGUUGCCUGAUCAUGUCACCAUGGAGGAGGGUGCGUUACUAGAACCUCUAUCCGUGGGAGUGCAUGCCUGCAAACGUGCAGGCGUCAGCUUGGGAUCGAGGGUGCUGAUUCUAGGUGCAGGUCCUAUUGGAUUGGUUACACUGCUGGUUGCUCAAUCCAUGGGUGCAACGGAAAUUUUAAUAACCGACCUGGUGCAACACCGUCUGGACAUUGCUAAAGAGCUAGGCGCCACUCACACGCUGCUGCUGACGAGUGAUGAUACGGCUGAGCAGGUCGUGGACUGUGUACAUCACACAAUGUUUGAAGACCCCGACAUAUCGAUUGAUUGCUGUGGGGCAGAGAACAGCACACGCUUGGCGAUCUUUGCUACACGAGCAGGAGGUGUUGUUGUUAUUGUUGGCAUGGGACUGCCUGAAAUGAAGCUGCCCCUAUUCAAUGCCCUGGCUCGAGAGGUAGACAUUCGCGGUGUCUUCCGUUACUGCAAUGACUAUGCCGCUGCUUUGGCCCUGGUGGCUUCUGGAAGAGUGACUGUAAAGCGGCUUGUCACCCACCACUUUGAUAUUAUGGAGACCCAAAAGGCAUUCGAAACAGCUCAUAGUGGCACGGGCGGUGUCAUCAAAGUUAUGAUACAUGUUCAACCUAGGAAUACCAACAAUCCUGUAAAAUUUUAGAUUGUAGUAAGCUCUGGGCUUAGAAAGUAUGGGCUCUGAAAAUAUGUAGUACGUAUAGUCAGAAAGAAUAAAUAUUUUAGUUUGGUGCAAAAUUUAACUUUGUUCUUAGAGUUCUUUAUAUCGGCACUUUACACUUGGAGAAAAAUAGUUAAAGUGUCCAAUAUGCUGUACUGCCGGUUGUCCCAAUCUCUUUUCACCAACUCAUUCGUUAGGCUGGCUUCCUGCCGUUCAUUGUUUUCUACGAUUCGUUAUUUACAUGAAGAUAGAACUGGUCCCGAUUCUGAAUUCAAAAAACUAUUGCUACAACAAAUGAAGAAGAAUGCUGAACUGAAAACCGAAGCUGCUAAGGAAAAGCAAAAGACAGACUCCGCCAUUUUAUCUAAAGAGAAAAAGGUGAAUCCCCCGACCACUAUUGAUAUAACUGAGAACAGCAGAAAUCUGUAUGGUUCUGAGUUCCCAGUCAAUGGGAGCCCAGCCUCUAAGGGUUCAUUGGAAUCCAACUCACCGACUGUAAGUCAAUCUCAGAAUAAGGACAGCAAGUUGAAUUCGAAUGUAAAAGCAUUUGAAAAGAGGACGAAAAGGUUUGUCGAAUCAGCCUUACGGAAAAGAAAAGGGUCUAAGCGUCAACUGCUGACGAAUGAAAGAAUGUCGAAGAAACUUAAAAUAGAAGAAACUCAGACAAAAUUGGAAAAUAAAAGCUUAAAACUAUCAAAAGAAGAUAAUGAUAAAGUCAAAAACAAGCCUGUCGAACAAAGUAAAAGUGAUGAAAGCUUAGGUGAUGAAAAGUCUCAUGCUGAAGCUAAAGCAGAACUUGCAAGAAGUAUAAUUGCGUUCAAAGCAGAACAGAUGAUUUCAAAUGAAAAGAAAAUCCUUAAGGAGCAGAGCAAAAGCAAUCCAGAAGCAGAUAAAACUUCAAUUAAUCUCUCGGGCAGUGAGAACAAAAGCAAUGACAGGAUAAAGCUGGGAAACCAAGGGAAAUCUGAAAAAAAUGUGAAUCGUAAAACCGAUAGAAACAGAACCAGCACAAGCAAAAAUGGAUUUGAGCGAUUCAUGACCAACAUAAAAGACAAAAAUCAACAAGCCCCAAAGCAAUCCCAAACGCCUUCCGACUCGGUGAACAUUAAAUCAUUUAUGAAGAGCAGAUUUCUUGAAUACAUUUCUAAAGCUAGAAGUAGGGCCAUGCAAAGUAAAUUAAAGCAACCCACUUCUCUAAAAGCUAGGAAGAAUUCGAGUACAACAAUCAAAACUGAUUCAAACAAAAAUGAUCAUUUACGAAGAUCCAUAGAAAUUAAGGGAGGGUUACCCAAACCAAGAGCCAGUCAGAACGAGAGUGUAUCUGAGAAAGGAACUGAAUCAAUUAAAAUUGAAAAAAUCAAAAAUCCUACUCAAACCCAGUUUGAGACAAAGUCUAGCAGAGAAAUCAAUUCUAACUCGACUACAAAUGAUAAUUCCAAGCAAUUAUCCAAAACAAUCACCCUCCCAGGCACGAUAAGCAACAAGGGCGUUUCAAUCAAAUCCGAAAGCGAAGAGCCUAAAUUGGAAGUAGUUGAACGAGACUCUCUGAGAAAUAAACCAACUCAAAAUCAGUUUGAGACAAAGCCAAGUACAGCAACCAAAACUGAAUUGGACACAAAGGAUUUUUCUAAUAUCUCCAACAAACACAAGAAAGGGCUAUCCAAAUCAAAGACCCCUCAGAGUGCAUCGAGCGGCAAGAGCGCAGCAACACCAUCUGAGGCAUUACAAAAUACGUCCAGCUUCACUACUAAAAUUGAUGAAGAGCUAAUCAAGGCUAAGAAAUUGCAGAACUUGCAGUCAGCAAAGAAGGCUAAAGAGGCGAAAUCCAAGAGCAUCAAAACAAAACCAAAUCCAACAAAACCAAACUCCCCAUCAAGCCUAUAGAAGACUGAGAGUACACAGCAGAUACGAACCCAACGCCAGCUGAUGUUGAUAAUUUGUUUGAGUCGCUAAGCCAUGUACACUAUUCUCCAGUUCCGAUAUAAAGCUCGUCUAAUUAAA
This is a messenger RNA of Drosophila mojavensis, 3351 nucleotides long. Its product is annotated as sorbitol dehydrogenase. NCBI's taxonomy places the organism in Eukaryota, Metazoa, Arthropoda, Insecta, Diptera, Drosophilidae. The coding region runs from base 82 to 1335 and encodes 417 amino acids. The transcript is spliced from 7 exons. The record is from RefSeq and is a predicted model, not a curated record. Gene Ontology annotation, biological process: D-sorbitol catabolic process. Gene Ontology annotation, molecular function: L-iditol 2-dehydrogenase (NAD+) activity; zinc ion binding.